UCCCUCCUUGCUACUAUCUUCUUCACACCCAGCUUUGUUUGCAUCUAUCUCUCUCUAACUCACUCUCUCGGCCUCUCUCCCAAUCUCGCCAUCUCGCCAUCUUCCAUCUCUUCCACUAAUUACAACCCCCCCUUGCCGAUACAUCCUGACCUCGCAUGCAGCUCCAAAGCCCACGUGAGCGGGUGACACUGCGGCUCCAACGCUUCUUAUAUCCUCUUUCGGCCCUUUUCUCUUGCCGCCCAGUGCUCAGUGCUUCGAUAAUACAGUAUGCAGUCAGCCACAUGUCUUCGUUGUUGGCCAGCUCACUCAAACUCCAAGUACCAUGUGUCUGCUGCGUCGUUGGGUCAAUUUGUAACUACGUACCAUCAUCAGCA
Messenger RNA from Pseudovirgaria hyperparasitica, 374 nucleotides. RefSeq lists its product as uncharacterized. The record is from RefSeq and is a predicted model, not a curated record. The transcript has a single exon. Lineage: Eukaryota; Fungi; Ascomycota; Dothideomycetes; Acrospermales; Acrospermaceae. The annotation marks the transcript as partial.